Messenger RNA from Aspergillus niger, 1176 nucleotides. RefSeq lists its product as hypothetical. The transcript has 11 exons. The coding region runs from base 1 to 1176 and encodes 391 amino acids. The record is from RefSeq and is a predicted model, not a curated record. Lineage: Eukaryota; Fungi; Ascomycota; Eurotiomycetes; Eurotiales; Aspergillaceae.
AUGGAAAAAGAUAGGCAUGCAGAUGCACAUCAUCAUCGACAUCUCUGCUUCUCUCGAGCUGAGACUUACCAUCCGCUAUGCCCACUUAACAGAGUUCUAGAAGGUCUGCGAAGGCUUGUUCUGUUUGCAUGGAACAAACCAUUGGUCGGCCCUCGAGGCUUCAAGCCAGCGGUGAACCAAGUCCCAAUAGAUUCUCGAACAGACGGUUGGCUUGAACAACUGUCUUGGAUGGAGGACCCGGACUUGUUGAUGUCUGCUAGGAGGUUCAUUUCUCCAACUGUCACUGCCGAUCACUUACAUUCCUCUUGGAGAGUGCAAGCCCGGGAGCUCACAUAUGUCUCUAGCUCAUCGAGGCCUCCUUCGUUCCACCACCCAUCUGGAGUUACCCAAGGCCAGGAUCACGACGCAAUACCACCGGGCCAGAUGCCUGCUGACGAUGACGUCUUGGCUCUGCAGGCCGGUCGCCAUCUGUCUCUGUUCGACGGCGAGCUCAUGCCAUCCAAGAGCAUAGAGCCAUCGAUCCGAAGGCUAGAUGAGACUGGCUCGGCGAGGCGGAUAUUUGAGAGGUCUCAGACCAACGGGAAGCCGCAGCUCGCUCUUGUAUCACCAGAAGCUGCUUUUCCGCCAGCUAAUUGUUUCCAUCGGACCUCAGGGGAGGCCAAGCUAGGAAUCUCGGUUUUGGAAAGGGAAAGGAAAGGAACCGGCCUCGAUUGUCUCACAUCCACAACAACCGAUGAGUGCCAGACGAGCAUCUUCCACGCGGGUUUCUGUGCCGGGGCCCCACGAUUCUGUGGCGCACCAGCCCUCUGCGGGGAGAAGCGCAGCGGCUUGGUAUCGGCAUUUGGUAGACAAUGGAGAAGGAUUCCGGCCGAACGGUACGUAGCGGCAGCCAGGGGCGAUGGGGAAGUAACAACAGCGUUUCUGGUGAUCAGUGGAUGGUUAGGCUGCGACAGAGAGGCUGGUCUAAGAAAGGAAGAAGGAGAACUCAAUUCAAGACAAUGGGAAAUUACUCAGGCUGCCACACGGUGUGUUCUAGGCUUGUGUGGGGGACGAAGAGGGGAGUCAUCGCAUGUGUUUGUGGGACGUGAGAAGACAGGCAAAUACUAUACUCACAGUGGAAGCACAGAUGAGUGGAAUUGGGAGAAUGCAGAGGAAAGAGAAGGACGAAGAAACUAA